Leishmania major strain Friedlin is the source of this 1038-nucleotide messenger RNA. RefSeq lists its product as hypothetical. NCBI's taxonomy places the organism in Eukaryota, Euglenozoa, Kinetoplastea, Trypanosomatida, Trypanosomatidae. The transcript has a single exon. The record is from RefSeq and is a predicted model, not a curated record. The coding region runs from base 1 to 1038 and encodes 345 amino acids.
AUGAACGUGUACACGUCAGACGGGCUGCUGGUGAGCAGGGGCGCUGACACCGGCGGUCUCUCGACGGAGCAGGGUCAACAGCUCAUCUCCAUCUAUCGACUCUUCCUUCAGCUGCACCACGCCGGCACCGGCGCCAUGCGCAUCAAGGACAUGAUCAAGCCGGAGACGACAGACGCGGUCAGCGAACACGGCAGCGGAGGAGCCGGUGGAGACAAGAAUGCCGACCGCCGAGGUGGCGGCGCUGGUCGUGGCGGCUCUGGCGCAGUAAACGCCAACUGGAGCACCAUAAUGCCGUCCAUGCCGGAGAACACGGCGUGCACGAGCAGCAUCGCCGUCGCCUCCACCGGUACCCCUUACCCGAUGUUCCUCCUCUCGUCCAACGCCAUCCCAGAGACCCAUCGACUGCGCGGGUUCGCCUCUGCAGUGGCGCCACAGCAGCAACACCAUGCGCCAGCGGCUGGCACGGUGACCACCGCCUCCACGAAGAACAAUAACCGUAGUGCCAAUGGAUGUGAGGAGAUCGCGCUGCGGUGGAGUCUGCUCACAAAGCUGCCCCCGGCCUGCCCCACGGCGGCGGUGGUGGCAGGAACUGCUGCCGGUGCUGCUACCGGGGCUUCCGCAGGCACACCGGCCUCCAUGACCGCAACGGUCAAUGCCACCACGGCCACCGUGGUGACCGCCGAAGCAGCGGCGGACGCGCUCAUGGACAGGACGGGUUUUGCUGGGGAGCAUAAUUUCUCGAUGCCCAACACAAAAUCUGCUGGCCACCUGCCUGGUGCCUCGCAAAGGGAUCGCGUGGCUGGCGAGUGGAGCAACGCUGGCAACGUGGCGCCCGCGGCCGCCUCGCCGGAGCGCACCGCAGCCCUCGCACCGUGCACGUACCCAUCCGGGUGGACCGCGGCGGAGCUGCAGGUGCACACGACGAAGCAGAUGAUGGUGUGCACCGCCACCGAGCUGUCCCUCGACUUGGACGGAGGCGCCGAGGACGGCAACGCACCGCUGCUGUUCUGCUGCUCAACGCUGCCCAUCUCAGGCUAG